AUGAAGUUCGACAACGGCAACCGACCUUUCAUACCUCAGCAAGAUGAAGACCAUAUCAUCGGAAGUCGUCCUGCCACGACCGCCUCAGUCGCCACUUCGGCCUCCAGCUUUCGUAUACCCGGCAUUGGACCCAGUGCUGCAAAUCCAGUUCCUCGAACCCAUCCAUCAGCAGAAGAGAAUCAGGCGCCGACAUCCUUCGUUCGUUUGUUUGCUCCUCAGGCUGACAAUAUCGACGCGUCAUGGCAUGCUCGUCAAAGGGAUCGUAAACCAGCCGUACCAUGUUUUACCGCAGGCGCCCAAGAUUCCCCUUUGUUUGAUCAGCUUCCUCGGCCGUCCUUUCAACGCGAUAGGUCAGCCCGGGCUCCCGUCUCUGCUGGGUCCUGGCAGAGUGAUGAUCAGGUGCGCCCCUUCACCGCCUCCUCUUAUCACCGAAGCAAGCUUGUCACAGCGGAUGGCUUCGUCGGCAACUACGUUUGCGCCUUGAUCGAGAACCGCGGAACAGGUCGUGAAGUGGGCAUCGCAUCUGUCGAACGAGACACCGGUCUCUGCGUCAUCACUCAAUUGGCCGACACGCCCACCUACGCCCGAACCAUUCAUCACUUGUCGAUGCAUCCUCCCAGCAUCUUGCUCGUACCUGCCUCGGCGUCCUAUCGUGCCAAACACACUGCCUCAGCGUCGAUGUCCAGAAGCGGUAAGAGAGCUAAGACACUCUUCCGCAAUGAUGGUGAUACAGACCGAGGAAGCUGGGCAGAUGCAUCGCAGAAUAACAACCAGUCUGUGCUGGUCCGCAUCCUCGAGCAGCUGUUUAGUCUUGAGGCUCAUCCCUUCCCUCGUAGGCACUGGGACCACGAAGAAGGUGCUCGCUAUCUGGACCGACUGGUUGUCGAUCAUGUCGACGUGGCCAAGCAAGAGUACGCAGCGCCAAAUGAAGUUGGUGAAUCUAGUCAAAGAUCGCAUCGUUCCACGUCAGCCCCUCCACAGACAGGUCAAUUCUCGCUCGACUUGAACGCAAAGGCAUCAUCGAGGGCGGCAAUUAUCGUCGCGACUGCAGAUAAGUUCUACCUUCUCUCUGCCUUUGCUAGUCUGAUCGACUUCUACAUGGAGACCUUCAAUCGCGUUUUCACGCCAAAGACGCUGCGCAUCAAAUUCGUCGUCCCUGAAGUACGAGCUGCGCUUCGCGAUUCCUCCAGCCAGCUACUGCAGUCAAUAUCGUCGUUCAUGGAGUCGCAAGACGUUGAUGAGAUCCGCGAAGCAAUCCGUGAGACCAUCGACGAAGAUGUCGUGCAUGCCAAAGGCGGCCUUGGAUCUCGACACGUUAAAAUGAAUGCGGUGCGAGCUGCCCGUAGCCCACUGCUUGAUGUGGCGAGGCAAACGUUCAAGGAAAAUUUCGACGACAUCCAGCAGCUCCAACAGCGCUAUGAGAAUGAAACCGGGCUCAAAUUGUCGCUCAUGAUGAUCUCCACAGGAUAUUUGUUUCGGACCGUGCUCGAAUCCAGCCAGAUGAGGGAUCUGCCCGACUAUUUCACCAAUGUCACUCGAGCCAAAAGCGGCAGAAGCGUCACCAUGUCAACGCUCGCUCUGAAGAAGCUGAAUGCCCGGCUGGUCGAUUCGAUGAACGAAGUCUGCAUCAUGUCGAAGACGAUCAUAGACGAGCUGAUCAAAAGCAUCACUGAUCUGGUUGCAUCUCUAAACAAGGUAUCAGAAGCUCUCUCGCUCUUGGACAUGCUCGUCAGUUUUGCCCAUGUCUCCUCUCUCAACGGGUACGUGCGGCCUAUCAUUGGCGACAAGAUCGACCUUCGUGAAGCACGCCAUCCCAUCCUGGAUCGAGUCGACACGGUCAAUGCUGGCCCGUCCACUAUUGUCGCACGCAGACGAUGCGCUUUUGUGCCUAACGACAUCUUUUUGGCGCCUGGCGAACGCGUCUGCCUCAUCACAGGUCCAAACAUGUCUGGCAAGAGUACGGUCCUGCGCCAGAUUGCACUCAUCACCGUUCUGGCGGGCAUUGGAUGCUUCGUGCCUGCUCGGCAGGCGACGCUUCCAAUCCCGGACGCCGUGCUCAGCUUGCUGACGCAUGAAGACGAUCCGAUGCAGAAUCUGUCAACGUUCGCGGUUGAGAUGCGCACGUCUGCGUUCAUUCACAGUGUUGCCUCGCCCAGGUCGCUCGUGCUCCUUGACGAAAUGGGUCGAGGCACCAGCCCGGACGAAGGCUGUGCUGUUGCGACUGCGAUCGUCGAAGACUUGCUCAAGGAGAAAGGUUGUACUGUCUUCUUUGCGACGCAUUUCGGUGAGCUUGUCGAGGGCUUCGAAGGCAAAGAGGGAGUAGUGUGUCAGCACCUCAACGUGGGCAUGGUGCAGAGAAGGGACAAUGUGGAUCUCGUCUUUCACCACAAGCUUCAUCUCGGUCGAGGUCUCAGCUCGCAUUACAGCCUCCAAGUGGCCAGGAUGAUGGGCUGCUUUGAGAACGACUUUCUGCAACGAGCGAAAGAUGUGGCUGAGGCUGAGCAGUCGAUCCAUAUCGACAGGAAUACUCUGCUCGACAGCCGGACGAGAGAGAGGCGAAAGGUGCUAAGCAGCUUGGUGCGCAACUUGCGCCGACUCGCCGACGCGCCGCUCGCCUAUAACCUUUUCGACGAGCAGACGAUGCACCCGGAACAAGACACGCAGCCGCUGGUAGCCAAGCUUUCGCUUCUCCAGCUGGACUCCGUGAACGCGGUCGAGCGAACUUAUAUUCAAUGA
Molecule: messenger RNA, 2736 nt
Organism: Sporisorium graminicola
Lineage: Eukaryota; Fungi; Basidiomycota; Ustilaginomycetes; Ustilaginales; Ustilaginaceae
Exons: 12
Coding region: 1-2736 (911 amino acids)
Biological process (GO): reciprocal meiotic recombination; mismatch repair
Cellular component (GO): nucleus
Molecular function (GO): mismatched DNA binding; ATP binding; ATP-dependent DNA damage sensor activity
Source: RefSeq, a predicted model, not a curated record